AUGCGUCGACAACCGUCAGAUGAACAACCAGGUAACAUAACGUCAACAAAUCGAAGUGAUGCAAAAUUCUUCAAAAAAUCUGCAAGUAUGGAAGCGCGAACCACGCAUCUUUCGCCUAGCAAUGACUCGCUAAAAUCUGCAAUACCGGUCCGGGCUACACCGGCCGCAACCACCGUUACACAGAUUACCAUUCAACCAACGGAUAAAUCAAAUUUGGAUUUUAAUUCAAAUCAAAAAAACAAGUCGAGCUUUGUUGUUACCACCGCUACUACCACUACUAGUACCUCUGUUACACCAAACAAUUGUCGGUUUAAGAAAGCUAAAAUUGUUGUACCAAAAAGUGGGUCAGCAGAACUUACACCCCCCAGCAAAAAAGAUGGUAAAAUGUUGAAUCUUCCCAGCGCAAAAUCUGGACAUGAAGAAACGCCGAGAAGUUCUAAAUCACGACUUGAACAUCUGUUUGACAAAGAUACUUCAGCCGAGAAAGCUCCACCAACUUCUGGUCGAUCAACGCAAUCAUCGGGAUCGACGUUAAGCUUGAAGUUUAGGAUUAAAAAAAGUUCAGACAAGGAACGUCUGCAUAAUAAUGCCAAAACCGAAAGUAGUGGCGGUUGUAAACAGACAUUUCUGCCACAUUCUGUACAGGGCUUAUUAACACCGUCUCGAGUAACGUCCAGAGUUACAGCAACAUUAAUGGGAAAAAGUUCACAAAAAUUUGUUAACAAAUCUUCGCAGAAUAAAAACAAAAACAAGGAAGAACUGCUUAAAAAAGCAGUUAAAAAUCAAAAAAGUAAACACUCAACACAUCCUCCGCAACCUCCCAAAAAGCCAGAGCGAUCAUUUAUUCCAUUGGCUUCUUCGAUAAUACGGGACAACUAUGAUUCUUGUUCAAAGCUGGAGAAAGAAGAAACCAAGGCACCGCUUGCUGAAUCUGAAUCAACAUGUAUUGAAAAUUCGCCUGCAGUUGAAAUACCGCCGUUAAACUUUGACCGGCUGGAAUGUAACCAAAAUGGCGGAGCUUACGGAUACGAUAAAAAACUGAUAGCUGCACCAGUAGCAACAACAACAGCGACAACGGUCAAAUGCGAUAUGAAUCAUUCAGAUUCGUUGCACGAACCGGUGGAAUACUUAACUGCUACCGCGCUUGAAGACCCAUCAGCGUACAUCGAUGAACAGUCAGCAAUAGGAUCAACGUGUUCGGUAAACGAACUGAGUCAGGUAUUUGACCAGAAGGAUUUGUCGAACAGUAGUUCCGCUGAUGAUGUCAGAGUUCUACCAAAUGAAAACACCUAUACAUUUAAUCAGAUGAUGCCAGAAGCGAUACUGUCACAUCAGGAUCAUCAACAAGCACAAGGAGACUCUCUGCAUUAG
Molecule: messenger RNA, 1371 nt
Organism: Enterobius vermicularis (human pinworm)
Lineage: Eukaryota; Metazoa; Nematoda; Chromadorea; Rhabditida; Oxyuridae
Source: the annotation of a GenBank genome assembly